AUGGCAACUCCCGUCCACCUCCGCCUCCCCUCUACUCUGCAACCCAAACCCGGCACCACGCCUGCCCAAAUCCCCCCACCAACCCUCCAAUGGCUCUCAGGCACCUGGCACGUAACCCACUCCACCCUUCCCAUGUGGAAAAAGGCCCGCAACGUCCAGAUAAGCUACACGCCAUUGACCGGCACCACCCCCGCAAAGAUAGACGAUGUAGUCACAUACCAAUCCCUCACCUCAGACACAAUCAAAUCAAUUCACGGCGUUGAUAAGCCGUUUAAUGUGUACGAUCCUAAUCAUGAUCCCAACGUUGCGACAUCUACGAAUACUACCACUGCUGCUGCCAAUGAUGCUCAGCAGGGCGAGAAAGCGUACUUGGGUUAUAAUUGGCGCGGAAAGGGCUGGCUGAUGAUUGCAAGUAGUAAGUGGGAGAUCUUGGGCUAUGGAGAUGAGGAAGGGGGGAAUGGGUGGGCGGUUACUUAUUUUGCAAAGACCUUGUUCACACCUGCGGGCGUGGACUUUUACUCGAAAGCGGGUAAUCUGAGGCCGGAGACGUUGCAGAAUAUCAAGGCUGGGCUGGCAGAGCUGGGCGGCGACGUUGCGAAGUUGGCUGGUGAGGUUUUUGAGGUCAAGAUGGAUAAUGCUAGGAAGGACUAA
Plenodomus lingam JN3 is the source of this 651-nucleotide messenger RNA. RefSeq lists its product as uncharacterized. The record is from RefSeq and is a predicted model, not a curated record. NCBI's taxonomy places the organism in Eukaryota, Fungi, Ascomycota, Dothideomycetes, Pleosporales, Leptosphaeriaceae.